Sinocyclocheilus rhinocerous is the source of this 1627-nucleotide messenger RNA. RefSeq names its product tumor protein D53 homolog. Bases 172 to 858 code for a protein of 228 amino acids. Gene Ontology annotation, cellular component: cytoplasm. The transcript is spliced from 10 exons. Lineage: Eukaryota; Metazoa; Chordata; Actinopteri; Cypriniformes; Cyprinidae. Gene Ontology annotation, biological process: positive regulation of MAP kinase activity; positive regulation of apoptotic signaling pathway. The record is from RefSeq and is a predicted model, not a curated record.
AUGCUAAUUAGAACAGUUCCCAUUGGUCUGUGGCUGAAGCUGCCCUGUAAUGGGCGGGGUUUUGAGAGCAGAGAGUGCGUGUCUGGAGCGGUUGUUUUGGACGGGGUAUUUCUCGGAACUGAGAGGUGCUGUUAAUGUGAACUGGACCUGCAUUUGCACACUACAGCUGAUAUGGAGCCCAGACAACAGGAGCUGUACUCUAGCGUACUGACUCCUGAAGCAAUAGUAGACUGGGAAGACAGAGAAACUUUCCAUGCAGGUUUAUUGGACAAAGAGCCUCUAAAGGAAGUGGACGAGGAUAUGGUGUCAGAGGUGGAUCUCAACAACACUGUCACAGAAGAGGAUCGAGAGGAAAUGGAGAAUGAACUGAUUAAGUUAGAAGAAGAAAUCACUACUUUGAAACAAGUCCUGGCCUCCAAAGAAAACCGUCACUUGGAGCUGAAACAGAAUCUAGGGAUCACACCCCUGAAUGAACUGCGACAGAACUUCUCCAAGAGCUGGUACGACAUGCAGACCAGCACAGCAUACAAAAAGACGUCUGAGACCCUGAGCACGGCAGGACAGCGGACCUCAGUGGCCUUCAGUAACCUGGGCAAUGCCAUCAACAGGAAGUUCGGCGAUAUGAGGUCAUAUUCUCUUGGCUAUUCUAUACGGCAUUCAAUGAGCAUGCCUACAAUGAGGAACUCGCCUAGUUUCAAGUCCUUUGAGGAGAAAGUCGAAAGCACGGUUUCAAACAUUAAGUCAAAGGUUGGAGGAACAGGAGGUGCGGGCAAUUUUGAAGAGGUCCUGUCUUCAGCGGCCCAAGCCAGCGCCCAGGGCACCCCUACUAAUAAUGUGAUGGAGAACAGUGAGCGCUAAGGGUUUCAAUGGUCUACCAGUGGAACUCUGAUGACCCCUAGUGGUUUGGAGACCACAGUGAAAAUUGCACCGGGGGCCCAAAACACGGUAAUACAUGCCUUUCAGAUGCGUGUUGGAGGAUUAUCUGUGCAUGGGAGGAAAACAACCAAGUGGAGCCUGUUUAUUCUUUAAGUUCUUUUCAAAAUAUGUAUAUUUUUUUCGAGGAUAUUGUCUUAGGUGUAGUCCUGCUUUACUUUAUUAUUUAUACUAACUCAACAUUGUUUAACUGUAACAAAGCAUGAUACAUUUCCAGGACCAAAAAUAUUGGCUGCGUAUGCAAUCCUAAAAGAAGUACUUGAAAGAAUGUUCAACAAAAUAGAUGUUAGACUUUGUUUUCCUGUUAUAAUGUGUUAAUGCUCCUAUUCCUGCUAACUUGAGCACAUGUUUGUUGAUAACAGAUGCAAACAGCAAAUUAAAGAAUGGGGAUUUAGAGAACUUUAUUGCAAUUUAUUAGCUUAUCUGAUUGCCUGAUGUAAAUUGUAAUGUAUUGGUAAUGAUAAUUGUCACUGACCAAAAAUGUAUAGCAUUAUUAUAUCCUGUUUUUUUUCUUUACUUCAUACAUUUGUGUGAAAUUUGUUGCAGCUUUACAUAUUUAACAUUGACAAUGAAGUCAGGUGUUGUUUUAAGAUUUUAUAGCCGAAAUAUUUCUUCAAAUUCAUAUUCGGUGUUGAGCUGCUGUUCAUUAAUAUUGUUAGAUGUUAGUCAUUAAACUUUUUUUUUUGCAAAGUCA